GUAAUCUCAGUAACUGCGCGUCGUUUAAGCCUUGCACUCGGUGACCCGGCUAAGUGAAUGUUAAAAAUUUCCUCUAAUUAGAGGGGCGCGUCGCAGAAACACAACAGAGAAGUAUAAGCAAAGAGCCUUUUCCUACAUUCUAUUUCCCACUCCCGAGACUCUCUUCACUUCACCUUUCACUAUCCAUCCAUCCAUCAAUUUCGCAACGCUCGCAUUAAAGCUCAUAUUGUAUAAAGCUAUUUUGGCCUUUUGUCUCUUCAUCUGCAACCUCCACUUGUCUUAGUGACGGUGCUAUCCUUCGCCUUCAGUCGGCAAUCCGUCAAAAUGCGAACUCGAUCGCAGCAAGCCUCGCCUGGCGGGUUUCUGUCCCUCGAUGACAGUGCCCCUCGUCGGACGAGGUCUGCAAGAAGCAUCUCGCAGCAAAAAAGCUGCUACUAGCAGAGCCGCAAAGACGCAAACGCGAAAUGGUCCUCAGCGAGUGACAAGAAAGUCGACACGAAAGACGGCCCAGCAGACGACUGACGAUGACGACCAUCAAUCGCGUAACAAUGAAGAACCUACCCAGACUGCGGCCUUGGACGAUAAAGAAAAUCACAUAGAGCUUCACGACCGAGAAUCCGUUACACUAGCAGAAAAUACCGUACUUUCGGAGCCAAAGAGCUCUUCUCUUUCUCUGAACAGGAAGCGGGCCCAUGAAGACACCAGCGACGAGGAUCGGAGCGCCCCUGUGACUCCAGCGGCAAACAAGCGCCGCAAUUUGGGACCACCUGGAAGUACGCCCUUCGCCAACCGCCGCACCCCUCUUUCACGCCGAAUUCAAACUAAAGCAGCUCCAUUUUCCGCAAGGCUUGCUCGGCGCGAAGCCGAAAAGCAUGGUCGGAUUGAAUCGACGCUCUUUCGGCUUCCUGACUAUCUCCGUCAGCUGGAAGCCGACCGAAGGAAAGCAGAAAGAGCCCCUUCAAGUCCAAGUCCACAGCUCCCACAAACGAGCUUUGACUUCACAAUGGAGCCAACCAUGGCAACUACUCAAGACUCAGCAGGCGAAUCUUCUGUGCCUCAAGAACCAUCGACCCCGGAGAGGAACACGCCAGAAACGCCGCAGAGUGGCUGGAAUCUUCGUGGAUUGCUAAGUUCAGUACCUCGUUCCUUUUCACGAUUGCUACCCUUUGGUCGGUCUUCUAGAACCUCUGAAGCUCAAACAGCAAUUGAACUAUCUUCAGAACGGAUAACUCGUACAAGGUUGGUUGACACCGAAUCUACUAGCUCUCAAAAUGAACUGAGAUUCCGCCGGCGUUUGAGUGAAGGGCCUGCACAACCUGCGAAGAAGCGAGCUCGUAACUUAUCUUACUCCCUUUUUCCGGCUCCCAUCGACAGAUCCCUCUAUCUUGGAGAUGUUCCCAAGCCCCCUACGGCACUUCCGAAGUCCUGUUCACCGGAUUCGCACCGCGCCGAGCAGGAAACGGCGCAAACACUCAAGACUCAGGAGAUCACGGCGUCAGAUGACCAGACUAAAGGACGUGAGGUGUUGCCACAAGCGGUUAAUGAGGAGGGCCAGAAGAAGCGCAAACGAUCCCCAUCGCCCGAUGUGAUUCCCAACCCGGCAGGUUCUAGCUAUGGAUUGGACUUGGACUAUUUCUGCUAUAGCUCUGAUAGUGAAGAUGAGGCCGCGGGAACUCCAUCUAAACAAGGUGAACCCAAGAAAGCCGGUGGUCUAGCAGAGACUGCGGCCCGUAGUGCUCUCCGUUCGGAGAGGGCAUCGUCCAAAAAGGUACGAUUUGAUGCGAGCCCAGAGGACACUCCUUCCAAGCUUCGCUCGCGUGCUCGCGCUACCGAUCCAUAUCGUGGAACACACUUCAUUGGGAUGGGCAAUGGUUCAGCCUCUGCACCUACGACACCAACACCACCUGCUCGCGCUGAACAGUCCUCCCAGCCCCAACCAGGAUUUAUCCCCAAUACGCAAGGCACUUUCCAAUUGGAUUAUGACACGUUUCCAGACGACUCUGAGUCUAGCGGCCCGUCUACGCCAAGAAGCGCUGCCGCUCCUGGCACAGCUGCACGGGAGGAAGAGCUGCGGGCUGCAUCACAGCCUGAGGGUUAUGAUACGCAAUCUUCUACUCCUCGUCCGAUCCCCCGGGUUCCAUCCACACCAGGUAAAGUGGACGAGCAGGCUCUUGCAAGAGUGCGUUCUCAAGCAGAAAAGUACAAGCCGAAGACACCUAGCGGCCUCCGUACUACAAGUCGAUAUUCGAGUCCAUUGACUGCUCCUGCUACGUCUGACACCGUUGCCGACAAGCAGAAACCCAAAGAACCUAGUGGGUCUGCGGAGUCUGAAAAGGUCGAAAAACCCGAGAACUUCGGCGAUGAUGAAUUUGCUCGAGAUGCUGAAUGGCUUUAUCAGAACUGCCCUUCUGGAGAUCUUAGCCAACUUAAAUGGCCGGCCAGGCAAGGCUAUGAAGAGAGCCUUGGCGUCAGUCCUGCCUCCAUGCAACUCCUUGCUACAAUUUGGGAUGAUUCCGAGAUCGAACCAGCCUACCUUGCUUUUCGUCAGAGUUUCGAGGAAUUCAAAAAGACUUUAGCAUGAACUGAUCUCAUCCAUUAUUGACUACUUUUGCUUGAAAUAAUGUCUGCCCCCCCAAUCUUUUAACGUUGUUUUGUGUGCGGGUGGUUUUCUUUGACCUCUGCCUCUGCCUGUUUAGGCCCCCUUCCGUGCCACCAGGGAUCUGGACGAGCCAGGAGAGUGGCUACGAAGAUUGAUUUAUAGUUGGAGUUCGGACAGACAUCUUUGUUGUAUCGACAUCGCCAGCUGUGGCCUCCUUCAGACUGUCGGAUCGAGUUGCAGACCCUCUGGUAGAUAAAUCUUUGUGUUAGGGAUUAUGGUUGAAUGGUUGAUGGUGCUGGUAUUUGUGGUUUACUGGAGUUUUGUAGAUACGUCUGUAUCUGGAGCCGAACAUGAGCAUUUGCAUUGGGUUUUGCAUUUAGGCGUCUCUUUACUGAGAAAUGGGAACUGGUUGUGCUUACAAUGCGCUAGCAAAUUUUUAGAGACUUGUCAAUUAUUUGAACGCUGUUAUUGAA
This is a messenger RNA of Aspergillus alliaceus, 3072 nucleotides long. RefSeq lists its product as uncharacterized. Lineage: Eukaryota; Fungi; Ascomycota; Eurotiomycetes; Eurotiales; Aspergillaceae. The record is from RefSeq and is a predicted model, not a curated record. The transcript is spliced from 5 exons. The coding region runs from base 374 to 2581 and encodes 735 amino acids.